CUGCGACGCUUUUCGUGGAGUAUUUUGCGGCAUUUGUGGCCAACAUCGGUAUGAGGUGAGGUUCGCUCGCGUGUGGCAUGUACAGUAAUGAGCAGUAGCAGUCUUCGUGUUUCGAAUAGUCUGAGCAACUUCCCACGUUGUAAUCCGCAUCCUUUUACACGCAAUUCGUAUCGCCGCGCCGUCGACAUGUCGGCACUUGCCGCGGAGAAUAAAACGGAGUAUGAGGAAAAGGAGCAGCACACGAGCGAGACAGAAACAUCCUCUGCCACUUCAGCAAAGUCAGAGACAAGUAAGGAUAUAAAUGUAGAGAGCUCUCAAAGUAGGAAACACAAGCGGUCGCCAGAUCGCGAACGCCCGUCCAAAGUAGCAAAGCACGAUGCUGAAGAAGAUGCCUCAUCUGCUAGUACAAACGUUCCCUCAGAUUUAACAACAUCCGGAAGUAACGAAAAAAAUAAGGACACAACUGAUGCAAACAGAAGUCUUGACAAUACAGUUUUGGUAGCCGAUCAUUACAAUGCGCUCGAAGAAAAGGGCCUCUCACAGAGAAAUCAAAGUCGCAUUGUAUAUAUGAGGAAUUUUAACAACUGGAUUAAAAGCAUGCUUAUAAAUGAAUACGUAGUCAAAGUAAGACAAGGCAAAAGUUUCGGCACUUCGCUUAAAGUUCUGGACAUGUGCUGUGGUAAGGGUGGAGACCUUCUCAAGUGGAAAAAAGCAAAUAUUUCACAUUUGAUCUGCGCGGAUAUAGCGCAAGUGUCACUUGAACAGUGUCAACAACGGUACAAUGACAUGGUGAAUAAGAAAGGUUCCAAGGACAGAGGUUUUGCUCCCAUUUUCAGCGCGGAGUUUAUAACAGCUGAUUGUACAAAGGUUCGUUUGAGGGAGAAGUUCGCGGAUCCCAGCAUACAGUUGGAUUUCGUUAGCUGCCAGUUCGCUUUCCACUACAGCUUUGAAUCUCUAUCACAGGCGGAAUGCAUGAUUCGGAACGCCAGUGAGAGUCUCAAGCCCGGUGGUUAUUUCAUCGGAACCAUUCCAGAUGCUUAUGAUUUAGUUUCUAGGUGGCAAAAUUGCGACGGUCAUAAGUUCGGCAACGACGUGUACAACGUUGAAUUUUUAAGUGAGGACAAAACUAAACCGCCGUUCUUCGGCGCAAAGUACAAUUUUCAUCUGGAUGGUGUGGUCGAUUGCCCGGAAUUCCUGGUGCAUCUACCUACUUUGUGCAAGUUGGCUCUGAAAUACGGUCUCGAAUUAGUGGCGUUUGAAAGGUUCGAAGAUUUCUAUGAGCGUUUCAAAAACGAGGGUAGAUCUCUUUUAGGAAAUAUGCAGGCACUAGAAACUUAUCCGCCGUAUCAUGAAGCACCUCUGCUUGGUGAUCCAGAGCGAGAUUAUCAUCAUGCUGUUGAAUAUAUGCAGAAUCUGCCAGCGAAUCAUCGUAAAAUUGGCACUCUUUCGCAAUCGGAAUGGGAAGUUACUUCAUUGUAUGCAGUAUUUUCGUUUCGAAAAAUGAAAACGAUUUGGAAUAGCGAAGGAAAGCCGGAGUAUAUCAAGUUAUAAAGUUUCGUAAGAUAAAGAAAAACAUGAAAACUGAAGCAAGGAACGAUUUACUGAUGUUGCUGAUUUUAUAUUGUACAAACAAUUUUAUUUGUUACUGUAAUGUAACUUAUGGUAGGACGAUAUCAACCGUGUGAUAUCAGUAGAACUGUAGCUGCGUUUAUAGAGCUGACAAUCAUGUAAAAAGUGCUAAAAAAGC
Molecule: messenger RNA, 1747 nt
Organism: Atta colombica
Lineage: Eukaryota; Metazoa; Arthropoda; Insecta; Hymenoptera; Formicidae
Gene: Rnmt
Product: mRNA cap guanine-N7 methyltransferase
Exons: 8
Coding region: 88-1551 (487 amino acids)
Biological process (GO): 7-methylguanosine mRNA capping
Cellular component (GO): nucleus
Molecular function (GO): mRNA 5'-cap (guanine-N7-)-methyltransferase activity
Source: RefSeq, a predicted model, not a curated record